Molecule: messenger RNA, 817 nt
Organism: Capsicum annuum
Lineage: Eukaryota; Viridiplantae; Streptophyta; Magnoliopsida; Solanales; Solanaceae
Exons: 1
Coding region: 65-616 (183 amino acids)
Source: RefSeq, a predicted model, not a curated record
UCCACAAUUAGAAAAUAAUUAAUGACCCCAAAAGUUUAUAAACCAAGUCUCCAAAAAAAAAAAAAUGAGAUACUUAAGAUGCGUAUCUGGGAUUCAGAUAAUAUAUACGAUGUUUUAUGUAUCGACAUUGCCAUUGAUGGCAUUGGAAGAUAAUAAUUCAUUAGUCACAUCGCUGGGGGGAAAUAAUGGUUCAUUAAUAGCAUCUUCGAUGGAAAAUAACAAUUCAUCAAUGCUAAUGUUAGGGGCAAAUAAUGGUUCAUCGAUAGGAAAUAUUAACAAUUCAUCAAUGCCAGUGUUAGGGGCAAAUAAUGGUUCAUCAAUAGAAAACAUUACUAAUUCAUCAAUACCAAUGCCGGUGGGAAAUAAUGGUUCAUCAUCGAUAGAAAAUGUUAACAAUUCAUCAACGACGACGUCGGGGGAAAAUAACAGUUCAACAUCAGCAUCGUUAGGUCAGAACUAUAAUACUGUGAUGUGUGUUAGAGAUUGCAUGCGCAUAUGCAUGACUUUGGACAACGCAACCUCGAAGGAGUGUGAGGGUGCUUGUUACAAGGGAUGUAAGCCAUUGCUUGCUAGGAAAGAAGUAGGAACCAUUAAUAAUUUUAAUUUUUCACAAUAAUAAACGAAACUGGUAAAAUUGUUGUCAUGCAAUCAGGAAGUCGCUGGUUCAAGAGUUUGAAAACAGCCUCUGACAGAAAUGCAAGGUGAGGCUACACUCAACGGGAGUUUUACUGCACCGGACUGUCUUUUUUUAGAUUAACAAACGUAACGAUUUUGAGUAAAUGAUAAUGAUUUGACUCCUUAUUUUUGAGGUUGUAUA